Sander lucioperca (pikeperch) is the source of this 1285-nucleotide messenger RNA. RefSeq names its product retinol dehydrogenase 5-like. Bases 186 to 1184 code for a protein of 332 amino acids. Lineage: Eukaryota; Metazoa; Chordata; Actinopteri; Perciformes; Percidae. Gene Ontology annotation, molecular function: oxidoreductase activity. The record is from RefSeq and is a predicted model, not a curated record. The transcript has 6 exons.
UAAACCAAAAUGGAUAAAGCCUCUCUGUGACCAGCCUCUCUGAGUUAAAACAGAAGAAUAACCUAGAAGGAGAAGAAGGGGAAAGAGGACGGAUAACUUGUGGAGAUCCAUCACUUGUUACAAAGAGGAAAAAGCACUAAAUCCUCCAGGUGACCAAAAACCCCACUUCUAAUCCUGGAAGCAGCAUGGAUAUGCAGUUUGUCUACGACCUUUUAGGGGAAAAUGCUUGGUCAUACAUCAGUGCUACCUUUGUCGUGUUGUGGAUUAUCGUGUGGCUGUACAGAGACAGCUUGCAGAUUGAGGACAUCUCUAACAAAUAUGUCUUUGUGACCGGUUGCGACUCGGGUUUUGGAAACCUGCUAUGUAAGAAGCUCGACCGUAGGGGUUUCCGCGUGCUGGCUGGCUGUCUAACGGAAAAGGGAGCUGAUGACCUGAAAAGAGCGGCGGGGCCUUAUUUAAAGACUAUCCUGCUGGAUGUGACCAAUCAGGACAGCAUCCAGAAAGCCAUGGAGUGGACCAAGACUGAGGUUGACGAUAAGGGACUCUGGGGUAUUGUGAACAAUGCUGGAUGCUCAUUACCCAUGGGUCCUUCAGAGUGGAUGAGAGUGGAGGAUUUCCAUAGGACACUGAAAGUCAACAUGAAUGGAGUGAUUGCCAUGACGAUGACCUUCCUGCCCCUCAUCAAAAAGGCUCGCGGCCGUAUUGUGAAUGUGGCAUCAGUGCUGGGCAGGGUAGCUGCAAACGGUGGUGGAUACUGCAUCUCCAAGUUUGCAGUGGAGUCUUUCUCUGACUGCCUCAGGAGAGAUAUCAACUACUUUGGAAUCAAUGUGUGCAUCAUUGAGCCAGGCUUUUUCAAGACCGCAGUGACAAGCCUGGAACCCCUCGAGAAGGAGCUGCAUCGCCUGUGGAACCAGCUCAGCCCUGAAGUACAAGCCAGCUACGGAGACAAGUACCUUGAUAAAUACAUCAAGGUCCAGCGUUUGAUCAUGAAUGGUAUCUGCGACACCGACCUCACCAAAGUGACCAGCUGCAUGGAGCACGCUCUGACUGCUGCCCACCCACGCACCAGAUACAGCCCCGGCUGGGAUGCCAAGCUUCUCUGGAUCCCCCUCUCUUACAUGCCUUCCUGUGUAGUUGACAUUGGGCUGAAGCUGGUGCUGCCUCGUCCUUCAAAGAGCGUGUAACUCAUGACUUCAAAAAUGUCUUUUAAAGUCCUCAGCCAUUUUGUUUCAUUUUGAUGCAGUGCAGAGGUUGACUUAAAUAAAUUAUCUUUUGCCUUUCAAAA